UUUUUUUCUACAUUUAAUAUUGAAUAAUAACACCUAAAUAAAUUUACGUACAAUUUUCUAAUACGAAAUGGAUUCUACACUAAUAUGACAUGGAUUCUUGGAAACAUGGACUCAAUGCGGAUGACUUGUUAAAACUCGUUUAUUGUAAUUUUGAAUGCUCUGGAUAAAUUUUCAACUGCUUCACUGACUAAAAAAUGAGCUGUUGCUCCCAAUCUUGUCUAUUCCGAAUAUAAUUUUAAGAAAAAUUUAUUGUUCUUUUUUGACAAUUUUUACUUUUUGGUGAAUUAUUUUCAUCAGUACUAUCAUUAUGGCAACAACUACGAAGCUGCAAGAAGUGCGCGAGGUAACUAGAAUAGAAAGAAUCGGUGCUCAUUCUCAUAUUCGUGGACUCGGAUUGAAUGAUGAUUUGGAAGCCAAACAUGUGUCACAAGGAAUGGUUGGACAGCUUGCUGCUAGACGUGCAGCUGGUGUUAUUUUGGAGAUGAUAAAAGAGGGAAAAAUUGCAGGUAGAGCUGUAUUAAUAGCAGGUCAUCCAGGAACAGGGAAAACUGCCAUUGCAAUGGGUAUGGCACAGGCACUCGGUAAAGACACACCUUUUACUGCAAUUGCUGGUAGUGAAAUAUUUUCAUUGGAAAUGAGCAAAACAGAGGCGUUGACUCAAGCAUUCAGGAAAUCAAUUGGAGUUCGCAUAAAAGAAGAAACUGAAAUGAUUGAAGGUGAAGUUGUUGAAGUUAGUGUCGAGCGACCUGCGACUGGAACUGGAGCAAAAGUUGGUAAGCUGACUUUGAAAACGACAGACAUGGAAACAGUGUAUGAUUUAGGUCAGAAGAUGAUUGAACAAUUAACGAAAGAAAAAAUUCAAUCUGGGGAUAUAAUCACCAUUGAUAAAGCCAGCGGAAAAAUUACCAAACUUGGCCGAUCAUUUACCCGAGCAAGAGAUUAUGAUGCAUUGGAUGCGCAGACUAGAUUUGUUCAAUGCCCAGAAGGGGAAUUGCAAAAACGAAAAGAAGUUGUUCACACUGUAUCAUUACAUGAAAUCGAUGUUAUAAAUAGCAGAACACAAGGAUUCCUUGCUCUGUUUUCUGGUGACACUGGUGAAAUUAAAAGUGAAGUCAGGGAACAAAUUAAUUCCAAAGUAGCAGAAUGGAGGGAAGAAGGAAAAGCAGAAAUCAUUCCUGGUGUUUUGUUUGUUGAUGAAGUCCAUAUGUUGGACAUCGAAUGUUUUUCUUAUCUCAAUCGUGCUCUAGAAAGUGACAUGUCACCUAUUUUCAUUAUGGCAACCAAUCGUGGCAUUACAAGGAUCCGUGGCACCAAUUAUCAAAGUCCUCAUGGACUUCCAAUUGAUCUAUUAGAUCGUCUUCUAAUUAUUUCUACAUCACCAUACACAGAAAAAGAAACAAAACAAAUUUUGCAAAUCAGAUGUGAAGAAGAAGAUGUUGAAAUGGAGGAACAAGCUCUGUCUGUUUUAACAAGAAUUGGAAUGGAGACAUCCCUUCGUUAUGCCAUUCAACUCAUCACAGCAUCUAGUUUAGUAUGUAGGAAGAGGAAGGGAACGGAAGUUUCAGUGAACGACAUUAAACGUGUGUACUCACUCUUUAUUGAUGAAUCACGCUCUACUACAUUUUUGAAAGAAUUCCAGCAAGAAUUUAUGUUCAAUGAAUUAUCUGCAUCUGGGGAUGCACCUGUUAUGGAGACAUCUUGAUAACUUAUUGAGACUGAGCUAUAGCCUUGUAGUAAAUUUUAAUAACAAGCAAGCUUGUUUAUAGUAAAGCACUAUACUUCUUGCUUGUGUUUGUAUUUUACUUAACGAGACAUAGCUAGUUGUCUUUGGUGCAAGCUAUCACAGUAAAAAGUUGCACAAACAUUUGUUCUGUUUCAUUAAAUAUUUCAACUAGUCAUUAGUUUUAAAUUUGUGUUGGUCAGAGCAAUGUAUUAUUCAUUCAAAUUGCUUGGUCAUUAUUAACUCAGUACAUACCAUAAGUAAAAUUUAUGUGGUACAGUUUUUUUCUAUUGCUGUUAUCUCUGAUAAAUUUGAUAGAAACAUUGUUUUGAUGAUUUGCCUUUGUUUUUAGUGCCACUGUUAGUUUUGUAUAAAAUGUGUGUUAGCUUGCAUUGGAAUUUUCAUUUUUUUUUAGA
This is a messenger RNA of Styela clava, 2136 nucleotides long. The record is from RefSeq and is a predicted model, not a curated record. Lineage: Eukaryota; Metazoa; Chordata; Ascidiacea; Stolidobranchia; Styelidae.